Molecule: messenger RNA, 1143 nt
Organism: Oncorhynchus masou masou (cherry salmon)
Lineage: Eukaryota; Metazoa; Chordata; Actinopteri; Salmoniformes; Salmonidae
Gene: bag1
Product: BCL2 associated athanogene 1
Exons: 7
Coding region: 73-696 (207 amino acids)
Biological process (GO): protein stabilization
Cellular component (GO): nucleus; membrane; cytoplasm
Molecular function (GO): adenyl-nucleotide exchange factor activity; protein-folding chaperone binding
Source: RefSeq, a predicted model, not a curated record
CCGUGUACAUGGGAUGGCGUGCUUUCCAACCGGAACCCUGGCCUCUUUCGUUUUCACUCAUGCUACACAGAAAUGGCGGAGAAUACAGUGACGGUCACUGUUGCUUACGGUUCUACGAAGCACAGCAUCAUGGUAACGGGGCUGGACGGGAACGAACCGAUACUGAAGGACCUUUCUGAUGCUCUGGUUCAGGUUACCGGGGUCCCGAUGCCUGCACAGAAACUCAUCUUUAAAGGGAAGUCACUGAAGGAGAUGGAGGAGAGUCUGUCCAGCUUUGGAAUCAAACAGGGAUGUAAACUCAUGAUGAUUGGAAAGAGGAACAGCCCAGAGGAGGAGUCUGAGCUGAAGAAGUUGAAGGACAUUGAGAAGUCAGUAGAACAGACGGCUAAGAAACUGGAGAAGGUGGAUGGAGAGCUGACAGGCCUGAAGAAUGGGUUCCUAGCUAAAGACCUGCAGGCUGAGGCACUGGGGAGACUGGACCAACGAGUGAAGGUGGCAUCUGAACAGUUCAUGAAGAUUCUAGAGCAGGUGGACUCUAUGACUUUACCAGAGAACUUUGGUGACUGUCGGAUGAAGAAAAAGGGUCUAGUAAAAACAGUUCAGGGAUUCCUGGCUCAGUGUGACAAGAUUGAAGCAGGGAUUUUAGACCACUUGGCUAAGAUCCAGUCUAAGAACCUGGCCCUGGCAGAUUCUUAGAUCUACUACUUCACAGAGAUCUACUGGGUCACCAUCUGGGAUCUGCCGUCAUGUCCAUCUCUACGCUGCUCCACAUCUCUGUCCCUGCCCUGGUCUCCACGCUGCUCCACAUCUCUGUCCCUGCCCUGGUCUCCAUGCUGCUCCAUAUCUCUGUCCCUGCCCUGGUCUCCACGCUGCUCCACAUCUCUGUCCCUGCCCUGGUCUCCACGCUGCUCCACAUCUCCGUCCCUGCCCUGGUCUCCACGCUGCUCCACAUCUCUGUCCCUGCCCUGGUCUCCACGCUGCUCCACAUCUCCGUCCCUGCCCUGGUCUCCACGCUGCUCCACAUCUCUGUCCCUGCCCUGGUCUCCACUGAGUCACCAUCUGGGAUCUGGGGAAAUCCAUGUGAUUUCGAUGACCUCGAUGAUAGGAUCCCUUAUGAUUUGAACAAUGCCUUCCAUACGUAGU